AGGCUAUUUAUGUCAGAGUUUCUGUGUGACCUGGCCAUACUAGCUUUUUUUUUUAAAUAGAAUUUUUAAUAAUGGUGGUUCGAGAAACAAACAAAUACGGAAUUAAUAGUAUAUAAUAAUCAAUGUGUAUACAUAUUGAUUGUUAUAUCAUAUUUAAAUUUUUUUUAUCUAUUGGUAUAAUUUUGAUAGCAUCUAAGUCCUGCUUUUUGGUUGUAUUUUUGGCUAAUCAAAUCGAAAGUUGUUUAAGUAAUUUUUUCGUAUUUCGAUCAAAAACGAGGAUUUCAACAACAACAGAAAGAAGUUUUUUGCUGCACUAAAAUGUUUACUAUUAUUGCACUAAAAGUAAAUGGUUUAUUGCAAUAAAACCUGAAAAGUUAUCUUUUGAUUUAUAUUAUUCUAGAAUUUGUUCUGACAAUUUUAUUACAGUGUCCUCAAAGAUCAAUGUACUGCCAGAUGACUUUGAUUUGAUGUUUUCUGACAUGGUCUUAGAAGAUGAGAUGAUAGUUGCUCUUCCUAAUCCAUGUGAAAUCGUUGUCAAGAUUAUUGAAUCAGACCCAUCAUUCCAAAGAGUAACAUAUGAACCGACAUUUCUUGAAAUGUUGAACUCUGUUCCAAUUUAUAGCCGAGAAAGUUCAGGGGAUACUCCUGGUACAAGUAAAAGCUCGACACAAUCAUCGUUCAUUUUGCAGCCACAAAUUAUGAAUGUCCCAGCUACUGUCCAGUCUCCACUUUCUCUAGAGAUUGGAGUUAAGGUAUGUUGCUGUGGAUUUAUGUCUGAAAAUAAUGCACGUAUGGACAGACAUUUAGGUAUAAGUUCAAUAUGUAAAAUUGUUUGUAAAAUUUGUAAUGCCUCAUUUAAAUCAACAAAAGGAGUAUCAAGGCACAUUUGCAAAAAAAAUGAAAAAGCAGUUUUACCCUUUCCAAAGAUAAAAAUAGACUCACAAACAACAUUUGCAAUUAAACUCUGUGGUCAGUUGAGAGUGCCUUCAACAACUGUCAAUACAAUAUUUAGUAUUUCCGCCAAUAUGUUACUUAAUAUUCGGAAGGUAAUUAAAGAAGAGCAUUUUCAUACUUUUGACAAGUAUUUUUCACAAGUGGAUAUCCUUAGUAAUAAAUAUCAAAGAGAAAAAUUGUUAAAUGAUUUGUUUGACGUUUUGAAAAUAAAUGAAGUUUUGUUUGCUGGUGGCAAAGGUUAUAAUUUUUUACUAUUUGACAUUAUUAAUUUCCUUUUGCAAAUUGAUGAGUUUGUACAACUUUUAAGUAGGAAAGAUGCUGAAGCAAAUUAUCGUACAGAUUUCUCUACACACAAGCCAUUAGAAUUUUCUCUUAGCUUAUAUUGUGACGAUAUAGAAUUAGCUAACCCUAUUGGCAAACACAGAAAACUUCAUAAACUAACUAUUUUCUAUGUUCAAUUUCAUUCCUUGCCAUCAUAUAUGCGUUCUACUUUAAUAUCAGUUUUUCCACUUGCUGUUGUGCCUGUAAAGUUAUUUAAGUCUAAUAAAAAAGGGGCUUAUUUUCAGUACUUAGAAGAUUUUAUUACUUCCUGUAAUCUUUUGAUUAAUGGUGUUACUUUUAAUUCAACGAUUGGUUGUGUAAAACUAUUUUUAAAAUUUGUAAUAUACUUGGGAGAUACAUUAGCUUCAAAUCAUAUUUGUGGAUUUAAAACCAGCUUUGCACCAAAUGUAUUUAGAUGCUGUCGUACAUGUCUCACCACAAAUAUACAAAUAUCAUCAAUUUACAGAGAAGAUAUGUGUAUGUUACGUACUCAAGUAAACCACCAGCAACAUAUCUUAGAUCUCAAGAGUGUGAAAAGUAAAAAAUCUAAACUCUAUUGGUCAAGAUUUUAUGGCAUAAAUUAUGAGAGUGCACUUUUACUAAUCACCGCUUUUGAUAUUAUUGAAAACGCGCCACACGAUCCCAUGCACAUUUUGCUUGAAGGACUAGUGCCCCAUGAACUAUGUCUUCUGAUGCGAUUGCAUAUUUGUGAAAAACGUAUAUACUCAUUAGCUGCACUUAAUAGUUUUAUUAUCCAGUUUCCUUAUUCAUACUCUGAAGCCAGAGAUAAGCCCAAUAUUUGUCCAACUACCUUUGAUAUUUCAGGGUCUCAAACAUCUGCUCAAAUUUUGAUUCUUGCUCGUAUCAUUCCACUUUUUAUUGGACAAUACAGCAAUUCCAAUGAUCCUUAUUAUGUUAAUUUUCUUGAUCUUUUACAAAUUCUUCAACUUACUUUGUCACCAAUAACUACGUAUAGAACUAUUUUGGAUUUAGAAACUCUUAUUGAAAAGCAUAACAAAUCAUUUACUUUAUUGUGGCCAAAUAAUCUGAUACCAAAGCAUCAUUUUUUACUUCAUUUUGUUGGACAAAUGCAUCGAUUUGGUCCACUAAAAAAUCAAUUUUGUAUGACUUUUGAAGCAAAGCACAAUAAAAUAAAAAGUGUACGAUGGCAUAACUUUAAAAACAUUGCCAAAUCAGUUUGUCAAUAUCUUCGAUGGAACACAAUUUCAAACUUCCUUGAUGAUAAUGGUCAACUGAUACCUUAUCCUUUUAUGGCAAAGACUCAGCAUUUAAAAAAAAGAAUUGUAAUUGGUUCAAUUGUAUACCAAGUUGGUGAUAUUAUUUCAACAAUUGAUGAUUCUUAUCAACUUUAUAAGAUCACUGACCUUCAACCUAAUUGCGUAAAAGUUUGUAUCAUGACAAUUGACAGCUAUAUUCCUCACAAACUGGCUUUUCAUGUUAGAAGUACUAAUACUUUUAAAUCAAUUGUUUUAGAAAAUCUCCAAAUUACGUGGCCAUUGACAAAAUUUACUGUAGAUGGCACAACAUUAGUUGUGCCUAGGUCAAAACAUUGUCUCAUAGUUUUUUAAUAAAUAUUUUGAAUAUGAAUAUAUAUUGUUUUUAAUUUUUUGCUGUUUUUUUAGAGAAGUUUGUGUUUCAUUCAUUUAUAUAUAAGCCUAUUAAUGCAUACAGAAUAUAUACUUGCUAAAGUGUUAUCUAAGCAAUAAAAUGUUUAUAUAUA
Molecule: messenger RNA, 3016 nt
Organism: Hydra vulgaris (swiftwater hydra)
Lineage: Eukaryota; Metazoa; Cnidaria; Hydrozoa; Anthoathecata; Hydridae
Source: RefSeq, a predicted model, not a curated record